GGUUGUGAUUUUCAAUCCUCAGAAGAACAAGCAAAGGCACAUCUUUAAUACAGCCAGGAAAACAGUGAGCGCUUUGUCUUUCUCUCCUGACGGGAAAUACAUGGCCACUGGAGAGAACGGGUAUCAGCCAGCCGUACGAGUCUGGGAUAUAGAGGAGAAGUCCCAAGUGUCUGAACUUCAUGGCCACGAGCAUGGCGUGGCCUGCGUGGCCUUCUCUCCCAGUAUGAAAUACCUUGUGUCGGUCGGGUAUCCUCAUGACAUGAAAGUGAACGUGUGGGAUUGGAAGAGCGAUACCCUCGUUGCAUCCAACAAAGCCUCCUGCAAAAUUAUGGCCAUUUCCUUCUCAGAGGACAGUUAUUUUGUGACAGUCGGGCACCGCCACGUCAAGUUCUGGUUUUUGGAUGGCCCCAGAGAAGUUAAGAUCAAAGAGACGGUUCCACUGGUGGGUCGCUCCGGACUCCUCGGGGAGCUCCACAACAACACCUUCUGCGACGUGGCGUGUGGGCAGGGCAAAAUGGCCGGCAUCACCUUCUGCAUUUCACACUCAGGGCUGCUUUGCCUUUUCAACGAGAAGCGUGUCCUGGAGAAAUGGAUCGAUCUGAAGGUGACGCUGGCCAAUUGCAUUUGUGUCAGCGAAGAAUUUAUUUUCUGCGGCUGCGCUAAUGGAACCGUGCGCCUCUUCCAAGCACACAACUUGCAUUACCUCUCAGAUUUGCCCAAGCCGCACCACCUGGGCACCGAUGUAGCUACAGAGCCCAUCCUGAGAAGGCCGGAUGCCUCCUUUCCAGAUGCUAUUGCUGUCGUCUUUGACCCUCGCCGUCACUGGCUCUCCUGUGCGUACAAGGAUCACAGCGUCUAUAUUUGGGACGUGAAGGACUUCGGCCACGUCAGGAAAGUGUGGUCUGAUCUCUUCCACAGCUCUUUUGUCUGGAACGUGGAGGUAUACCCUGAGUUUGAAGCCCACCAAGGCUGCUUGCCCCCAGGAUCCUUUCUAACGUGUUCCUCAGACAGCACUAUACGGUUUUGGAACUUGGAAAACAACACGCAUGGACCUUUCAAGAAGAACGUCUACAGUGACAACUUGCUGAAGAUUGUGUACGUGGAAAAGAGCACCCAGUAUUUGCAAGACUCAUCAAAUUUGCUGGAGCGAAACGACAACGUUGGCUACCUUGACAUAAAAUCCGGCGUCCGAGUGAUGCAGAUCAGCCCUGAUGGUCAGCACUUGGCCUCUGGGGACAGAACCGGAAAUCUGAGGAUACAUGAGCUAAAAUUCAUGGCAGAAGUGAUGAAAUUUGAUGCCCAUGAUUCGGAAGUCCUCUGCUUAGAAUAUUCCAAGCCAGAAACAGGCCUUGCGCUCUUGGCCUCAGCGAGUCGAGAUCGGCUAAUUCACGUACUGAAUGUGGGAAGUGAUUACAAACUAGAGCAGACCUUGGACGACCAUUCCUCGGCUAUCACAGCGGUCAAAUUCAGUGGAAAUAAGUGCAUUCAGAUGAUUAGCUGUGGAGCUGACAAAAGCAUCUAUUUUCGCAGCACGCAAAAGGUCGGAGGUGGAAUUAAUUUUAUCCGGUCUCACCACGUUGCUGAGAAGACUGCUCUAUAUGACAUGGAUGUGGAUAUAACUCAGAAGUAUGUCGCUGUGGCCUGCCAGGACAGAAAUGUCAGGAUCUACAACACGGUCAGCGGGAAGCAGAAGGGCUGCUACAAAGGGGCCCACAGUGACGAUGGAUCCCUGCUCAAGGUCCAGUUUGAUCCUUCUGGAACAUUCCUGGCCACUAGUUGCUCAGAUAAAAGCAUUUCCAUCAUCGACUUCCGCUCUGGAGAAUGUGUGGCCAAAAUGUUUGGACACUCAGAAGUCAUCACGGGGAUGAAAUUUACCUUCGACUGCAAACAUCUGAUCACCGUCUCGGGAGACAGUUGCAUCUUUGUGUGGCGCCUGAGCCCUGCAAUUACUGCUUGCAUGAAGCAGCACUUGAGGGACCUAGAACAGAUUCAGGAGCAGCAGGAGGUCGGGGACUCUGCGUGGCCUCCCCGGGUCAGGGUGGAAAUGUUUGAAAGGGUCUCCCGCCGGGACAUGGUUGAUUCAGACCUGGAGGAGGAGGAGGAGGAGGAAGAGGAAGAGGAAGAGGAAGGAGAAGAGGGAGAAUUAGCUCUGCAGACGCCAGUUAAAGAUGACCCUGACCCAGCUCCUGUUUGUAUCCUGACCAAUGGCAAAAUGCCCAUGUGGGCAAAGAGACUGCUGGGUGAAGCCGACCAUUCGGAGAGCAGCGCCUUUCCCGCCAGGGUGAGCUACCAGCCCCAGGGCCGCUGGGCUGAGCGAGCUGACAUGCAACCCAUCAAAACCUUCCUGGAGGCCGACUUGAGCUACACCGAGGCGGACACGGACCGGCUGGUUUUGGAGACUGAGAAUUCUCCCGGUAACAUCACCGAAGACUUCAAGCAGCCAAUUCUGUCUUCUGACGAGGACACCGCUCAGGAGCUGGAGGGCAGCGGGACCACCCGCCACGUCUCCCAAGCAGACAGCAGCUCUUCCUUCGGGGACAGAUCAAUCCAUCAGCCUCUGUUUGAGGAGGAAGCUUCGAGUCCCAAAGACAAAGUGCCUGAGAUAAUCUGCUCUGGGGCUCCCUUGGAUGCUGAUCUACCUGUUUCUGGGCACCAGCACGAAGAGGCCGAGCCCAAGGUGGCCAAGCUGAGAGAGAACUUCUGCCCGAACGGGUCACUGCCCCAGACGCCGGAGCAGGAAAGAUACCUCAAGACUCACUUUGAAACUCUGGCUGGUGACUCCCUUGAAGAAAAAAUUGAUGGCUGUAUAAGAGAUCGGCAGCCUUUUGAAGACAGUGAGGACGCGGGAAGCCCACUUCUGAAUCCUCGCCUGAGCUUCUCCGCCAGGUUUCUCUCGCAAGCUCAGAAGAAUUGCAGAGUCUGUCCGCUGGCGCAGGUGGCCACUGCCGAACACCUCCCAGAGGAGUGCUCACCACUCAGCGAUUUCGCGAAAUUCAAGAAACCUCCCCCAGAAAUACAGCCCGAGCUGAAAGGAUGCCUUGAUGCCAAAACAUCCUGUGUUUCAGAAAUUCAGGAUCUCCUCAGAAAUUUUGAGGGGAGCUUGCAGACCCUACACCUCAAAUUUCAAGAGACUUUGCAACUGUAUGAUAAGGUGUUUUCUUGCACCGGUGGGACCGAGGAGGAGCUCACCCACGUCCAGCACAGGCUUUCUAGCACCUUCUGCUGGAUGAAGAGCGAGCUGGCGACCAGAGAGAGCAAGGAUAAGGCCGCCACCAACCCCUCGUCCUUCUGGCCGAUCUGCCUUCAGGAGGGCGAGGCCCACGUGCUCCUGAAGCAUUACUCUGACUCUCUCCUGAAUAUGGUUCAGAAGAAGCUGGAGGAGGCCUGGAAAACCAGCCUGCCUUGAAGGGCCCCAUUCCUGCCCUUCCGCACAUUUGUCGCGCACGGAUGUCCGUUUCGGUGUGACUCCUGAGGAGCUGAGACCGUCCGACAAGAGCACUUUACCAAAAAAAAAGUUUUAAAUAAAAUAAAGUAUUUUUGGAUUGGA
Molecule: messenger RNA, 3547 nt
Organism: Pantherophis guttatus
Lineage: Eukaryota; Metazoa; Chordata; Lepidosauria; Squamata; Colubridae
Source: RefSeq, a predicted model, not a curated record